Molecule: messenger RNA, 549 nt
Organism: Papaver somniferum (opium poppy)
Lineage: Eukaryota; Viridiplantae; Streptophyta; Magnoliopsida; Ranunculales; Papaveraceae
Exons: 1
Coding region: 1-549 (182 amino acids)
Source: RefSeq, a predicted model, not a curated record
AUGAGCAUUACUAGAAAAUUACUUUCUAAGUGGAAUAGAAAGCAUUUUGGUAAUAUACAUCAACAGGUUAAUUUUCUGCAACAACAACUUUCUUCAUUACAAGCUCAACCACACAGCUCUCAGGCAGAUGCUCAAAUUAUGGCAGUUAACAAUGAUAUCAACAGAUGGUAUAAGGUGAAGAAUGAAUUUUAUCAACAAAAGUCAAGAUACAAUCUUAUAAAGGACAUGGAUAAUAAUACCAAGUACUUUCACUCAAAUGUAAUAGAAGAAGGAGUAGAAACAACAUUGACUCCAUACAAGACUAAUGGUAAUUGGCUGCAGUGUAGAGAAGAUAUAUCAUCACAUCUUACACAUCUCUUCAGCAGUAUAAGUUCCACUACUAAUACAGUUCUUGAUGAGCACCUCUUCUGUAUACUUGCUACUUACAUUAUUUCUGAAGAUAAUAUACUUCUUACAAGUAUCCCUUCUUCAGAUGAUAUUUUUCCAACUCUAAAAAUCAUGGAAAAUUGGAGUUCUCCAGGGCCAGAAGGAUUUCAAGAUGGGUUUUAA